Molecule: messenger RNA, 1871 nt
Organism: Mytilus trossulus (common blue mussel)
Lineage: Eukaryota; Metazoa; Mollusca; Bivalvia; Mytilida; Mytilidae
Exons: 2
Coding region: 164-1759 (531 amino acids)
Source: RefSeq, a predicted model, not a curated record
UUUAAGUAUUGAGAGAAGUCAUUGUUUUAAGUAAAAAACGAACAAGUGAUUCUUUUGUUUAAUAAAGAGAACCAGUGAAGGAAAACAGAAAAUAUUAAUUAAUUCAAUAGCACUGUAGAAUGUGAACUUAAAUUAGAGGUCUGAAGAUAGCACACUUUCUAAGAUGUCCACAGUGAAACGUGUGCAGUUUGCUGUUUCGGAUGAAAUGAACCACACUGCAGCAUCUAUAUACGGGUCGGAGUUUUGUCCAACUCAUCCUACAUAUAAAGUCGUAUCUUGGUGUUCUACACACGAAACAUCAAUUUGCAUGGUGUGUUUCAAGUUAGAUCAUGCCAAAUGCAAAGGCGUUGAGCCACUCGAGGAGGCCAUCAAAAGUACAAAUUCUAAGUCCGAGUUAAAAUCGUUAAGACAACGUGUUGAAGAAACUAGAAAUAUCUUCAAACGCCUUGUUAAAGACAGAAAUCACAACAUUGAUGCGCUUGAAAAUCAGAAAGAUGUUCUCAAAGCUGAUGUUAAGACGUUCAAGGAAAGAAUUUAUCAACAUCUUGAAAGAUUAGAAUAUCGGUUAGAGAAAGAGAUAGAUUUAGCUUUAGAUCGACAUAAACACAAACUUGAAGACCAGAUAUUUGAGUACAAUCAAAGGGACGGAACUUUAGCAUCCCUAUAUAAUGAUCUUAUACAUAUAAACGAAGAUUCAACUGAAAACCAUACAAUUUUGUUUUUGAAAGAAGCAAACGUUGUUCAAAGAAAGGAAGAAGAGUUUCUUAAAGGGGAUGUCGGUUCGCUUAAAAAUAUUAAUCUGCAGUUAAAAAUGGACGAAACAGUCAGAAAAGUGGUUGAUGUUCCGACAAUAGCAAAUGUUAAAAUGGUAGAAAGUUACCCAACAAACCCUCCAGAUUUGCAAUCACUUUCGAAGGACGAUAAACAAACUGAAAGCAUGCUUAUCAAAGUUGAGGAAUCGGUAAAAGAAUACAAUAUGGAUAAAUUUAAAUUCGUUUUCGAAAGAGAUAUAGAUAUUAAACCUACAUUUUCGACAAAUGCCCUGGUCCCCGAAGUAACUGGUGGCAUGAUUUUACCAGAUGGAAGAUUAUUUGUUGUUGAUAAGGUAAAUAAACGGUUGCUAGGAUACACUGCCAAAGGACAGUUAGCCAAAGAAACUUUCAUGGAAUAUGAACCAUAUGCAAUGACAUACCUUGAUGUCAACAGAUUUUAUCUUACAGUUCCGGGGCAACAAUGCAUAGAAAUUCGAGAUUAUGGAGCGCUUCAGUAUUCCGAAAAGAUUGAUAUAAAACAUCAUGUUUCUGGAAUUUCGUCCUACGAAGAUACCAUAGCUGUCGUUUGCGAAAAUUUUGGCAUUGCACUUCUAGACCAAACAGGAACAAUGGUAAACAAAAUACCAAUGAAAGGAAACAAAGAAGGUCCAUUGCAUCUUUUAGGGAAAACUAUUUGCUACGCCGAAAGUAAGAAAGGAACUAUCCAUGUUUUAAGCGUUUCCGGAGAAGUUAAAUUUACGACUACCGUAAAAGGUUUAGGAUACGUCCAAGGAAUAGCGGUAUUACGAGACAGCAGUUUCCUCGUUUCAAGGUCAAGCCCAGGAAACAAAGUCACGUGGCAUUUUUCACCUGACGGUCACCAACAAGCAUUGCGAGAAGAGUUUGAAUCCUUUAAAUCGCCACGUGCAAUAGUUUAUGAAAAGAAAUUAAAAAAAAUGUUUGUCGCAAAUGGAGUGCGAACAAUAUCAAUUUUCAGAGAAGUGUAGUAACUCUGUGUUAUUCUGAAUGAUCAUAAAAUUUAUGAAUGAAAUUCGAAAAGUAAAAGAUUUGAAAUUAUAAAACUUUAUGAUGAUCAUUUUGUUAUAACAAAAUAUAAAU